This is a messenger RNA of Megalobrama amblycephala (Wuchang bream), 4011 nucleotides long. Its product is annotated as E3 ubiquitin/ISG15 ligase TRIM25-like. The record is from RefSeq and is a predicted model, not a curated record. The transcript has 7 exons. NCBI's taxonomy places the organism in Eukaryota, Metazoa, Chordata, Actinopteri, Cypriniformes, Xenocyprididae. Bases 2235 to 3920 code for a protein of 561 amino acids. Gene Ontology annotation, molecular function: zinc ion binding; protein binding.
UUUUGUCUUUCAUAUUUUAGUCAUAUUUUAGAUGAAAAGUCAUCACAUUUUUGUCAAGUCUUAGUCAUUACUUUUACGAGAAGCUGCGCUUGAUCAGCGCUAUGGGAACAUCUUUAGUUGUGACCAGCUGUGAAUACAGUAUAUGUGUAAAACAACGUCAAUGAAAUUGACCUAUAUUUAUAGCCGUGCGUGACGUCAUUGGAAUGCGUCGUAGCGAGGCUAUAAUUAGAUGUGCCACAUGUGCAUCAGCAGAUAUUUUGUCUGAAGAGCAGUCCUGGGACAUCUCAGUGCAGCUAUGAAGCGCAGAUUCGCGUUCUCGCCUUUUCAGGGAACAGGGUUACAGUGAAGUAACCCGGGGCGUUCCCUUUCAAAGGCUACACUCCAAGCUGCGCUUGAUCAGUGCUAUGGGAACGUGAGUGGAUGAACAAUGGAGCUGUAAUUCUUUAUUAAGCGGCGGUAGAAGUUAGCAAAGCCAAGAAAGCGCUGGAGUUCUUUGAUAGUGGAUGGAGUGGGCCAGGACUUGAUAGCUUCCACCUUCCCCUCGUCCGUCCGGAUGCCACUGUGAUCAAUGUUGUAACCGAGGAAGUGGACUGAGGUUUGGUGGAAUGAACAUUUUUCAGCUUUCAGGAAGAAAUGAAACUGUCGUAGUCGUUGGAGGACCUCCGCAACGUGGUGGCGAUGUUCGGCCAGGCUCCGGGAGUAGAUGAGUAUAUCGUCUAUGUAGACCAGGACAAAUCGAUGGAGAAACUCCCGGAACACCUCAUGUAUGAAAUCCUGGAAUACGGAGGGGGCAUUGACCAGGCCGUACAGCAUGACGAGAUAUUCAUAAUGGCCGGUGGGCGUGACGAAGGCGGUCUUCCACUCGUCCCCCUCGCGUAUCCGGAUGAGGUUAUACGCGCUGCGGAGGUCCAGCUUGGUGAACACAAUGGCACCACGGAGAUGUUCUAGAGCUGCUGGGACGAGAGGAAGGGGGUACCGGAACUUGACUGUGAUCUUGUUGAGUGCACGAUAAUCAAUACAGGGCCGCAAGCCUCCGUCCUUUUUGCCACGAAGAAGAAACUCGAAGCAGCAGGAGAAGUAGACGGGCGGAUGUAACCCUGAUCAAGUGCCUCUUUGAUGUAUUCCUCCAUGGCCUUCUCCUCCGGUACUGACAGGGGGUAAAUCCUUUCCCUGGGCACUGGCUCACCCGGUAAAAGAUCGAUGGCACAGUCCCAUGGCCAGUGUGGAGGCAGCUUGGAGGCUCUUUGUGGGCAGAAGACGUCACUGAAGGGGGCGUAACAGGCUGGAAUAUCCACGGAGCGUUUCUUAACAGGACUUUUGAUGGAGGUGGUACAGAGGGAGAGAUCAUUUGCACGAGGAGACUUGGGAACAGGAAACUCGGAGAAACAGUUAGAGAAACAGGUUUCGCCCCACUUUAGGAUUUCGCCCGUACGCCAGGAGAUGGUAGGGUUGUGCUGCUCUAGCCACGGAUGCCCCAGAACCACGUCAGAGGUGGAUUCCUCCAGAACCAGCAGGUGAAUUUCUUCGAUAUGUAGUAUUCCCACACGUAACUGAAGAGGACCCACACACCGACUGAUCUUUCUUCGGCUCAGGGGUUUGCCUGUGAUGGAGUGGACUUGGUAGAUAGUCGGAGAGGGCGUGGUUUUGAGCUGGAGCUGUCUGCAGAGGGAGCCGGAGAUGAAGUUUCCUGCUGACCCUGAAUCGAGGAGCGCCACCACUGGAACAGAUACAUCAGCAGCAGUAAGGUUUACAAUAGUAGUGAGUGGUUUCAUCUUCUUAAUGGAAGGAAUGAUGGCACUCACCAUGGGACGAGGAGGACGAAUGGGGCAUGCAGAUAUGACAUGCCCAGGAGCACCACAAUAUACUGUAAGCAGAGAUUCAGGGUCAGCCUUCGGGAAGCAUACAUACAGGUAAGUAUGAUACAAACAAGACCGGACAGUGAGUGUGUGUGAGUGUGGGCUUCUUAUACUGUGACUGAUGAGUGCUGAUGAGGUGCAGGUGCCGGUGAUUAGUAUUCUGGUGAUUGGUGCAUUGUGACUGGCUGAGGGUGGAGCCUGGCGUGUCUGUGACAGUAGUCAGAAAACACUGAAAUGAUCAAGUUAUAGUAAAUCACACAAAACCUGUUUCUCAGGUGUGUAAUCAUGAAGAUAUAUAAACCCUUCAGUUAGAAGAAGGAACUCGACUGUCAAACUGCAGUGUGUAUCAUCUCUCUUUCUGUGUGUUUAAAAGGAGAAAUGGCAGAAGCCAGUAUUUCAGUGGGUCAGGAUCAGUUCAGAUGUUCAGUGUGUCUGGAUCUCCUGAAGGAUCCAGUGACGAUUCCCUGUGGACACAGUUACUGUAAGGAAUGCAUCUCAGGUUUCUGGGAUCAGGAGAAUCAGAAGAGAAUCUACAGCUGCCCUCAGUGCAGAAAAACCUUCACAACAAGACCAGUUUUAGGUAGGAAUGUGGUGAUUGCUGAAAUGGUGGGGAAACUGAAGACGAGACUCCAAUCUGUUCCUGUUCCUCCUCCUGUUCCUGCUCGUCGUCGUCAUCCUCAUACUGGAUCUGGAGAUGUUCGGUGUGACUCCUGCACUGGAAGAAAACAGAAAGCAGUGAAGUCGUGUCUAGAGUGUCAAAGCUCUUACUGUCAAAAUCACCUUGAACAGCAUGAGAAUCUCUUCAGUAAAAGACACAAUCUGAUGGACGCCACUGGACGACUGCAGGACAUGAUCUGUCCUCGACAUGAUAAAAUGCUGGAAAUUUACUGCCAUACUGACCAGCGGUGUAUCUGUAUGCUGUGUUUGGUGGAUGAACACAAAGAUCAUGACACUGUAUCAACUGCAGCAGCGAGGACAGAGAAACAGAGACAUUUUGAGAAGAAACAGAGAAACAUCCAGCAGAGAAUCCAGCAGAGAGAGAAAGAUCUUCAGCAGCUGAGAGAGGCUGUGGCGUCUCAUAAGCGCUCUGCACAGACCGCAGUGGAGGACAGUGAGAGGAUCUUCACUGAGCUCAUCCGCUCUAUUGAGAGACGUCGCUCUGAGGUGAUUCAGCUGAUCAGAGAUCAGGAACGAGCUGCAGUGAGUCGAGCUGAAGAACGACUGGAGCGACUGGAGCAGGAGAUCAAUGAUCUGAAGAGGAGAGACGCUGAGAUGAAGCAGCUUUCACAAACACAGGAUCAUGUUCAUUUCUUCCAGAGUUUGUCAUCUGUCUCUCUCUCUGGAUCUACAGAUGGUUUCACUGUCAGUUCUCAUCUGUCCUUUGAUGAAGUAGUAAAAUCUGUCUCUCAGCUCAGAGACAAACUGCAGCAGUUCUGCAGCGAGGAGACAGAAAAGAUAUCUGGAAGAGGUAAAUACUCAUUCAUUAUCAGAAAAUAUCCAAAAUCCAGAGAAAAAGAACUGGACAAUUCCCGUCUGUUGACUCUGGAUCUGAACUCAGUGAAUAAAAGGCUCCUUCUGUCUAAGGGAAACACAGUGAUCCCUGUCGCUGACACACAUCAGUGUUAUCCUGAUCAUCCAGACAGAUUUGAUUAUUGGAUGCAGGUACUGUGUAGAGAGAGUGUGACUGGACGCUGUUACUGGGAGGUGGAGUGGAGUGGAGAUGGGAGAUCAGGAGUGUCUAUAGCAGUGACAUAUAAGAGCAUCGGGAGGAAGGGACGAAAACCUGAGAUUAAAGCUGGAUGUAAUGAUCAGUCCUGGAAAAUGUUCUGCUGUUCUUCAAAAUGUUCAUUCUGUCACAAUAACAUUGAAACUGUCCUUCCUGUAGUGUCCAGCCGUAGAAUAGGAGUGUAUGUGGAUCACAGCGCAGGGAUUUUGUCCUUCUACAGCAUCUCAGACACAAUGAGCCUCAUCCACAGAGUCCAGACCACAUUCACUCAGCCGCUCUAUGCUGUGUUUGGAUUUGAUAGAAACUCAACAGUGAAACUGUGUCAACUGACCAAUUAACUCACACAUCUACAGAAUGUUUUGUAAUGUCUCAUGAUGAAUCACUCUCAGUAAGAUGUCAUGAAAUUAAACAUAUUUUACUGAACUGUAA